Messenger RNA from Petromyzon marinus (sea lamprey), 820 nucleotides. RefSeq names its product transmembrane protein 97 (gene TMEM97). NCBI's taxonomy places the organism in Eukaryota, Metazoa, Chordata, Hyperoartia, Petromyzontiformes, Petromyzontidae. Gene Ontology annotation, cellular component: endoplasmic reticulum. The record is from RefSeq and is a predicted model, not a curated record.
GUGACACCGGAAUCGCCGUCGCUGCGGAUCGAUCCGCGGGGUGUCUUCCCCUUCCCCCCCGCUCUUUUGGCGAGUGAGCGUGAAGCGAUGGCGGCGCUGCGAGUGCUGGAGCUGCUCUUCGUCUUCUACUUCGCGUCUCACAUCCCCAUCACGCUGCUCUUCGACUCGCAGGCGCUGCUGCCCAAGGGCUCGUUGCCGCCGCUGCUGAGCGAUCCAAUGAAGUGGUAUAUUCAGAAAUUCAAGGACUCCCUCAUGGCCAAUCCACCGACUUGGUUCUACGCCUUCAUCUACUCCGAGGUCUUCCUGCAGCUGCCCUUCUUUCCCAUUGCCACUUAUGCCUUCUACAAGGGCGGCCGCCGCUGGAUCCGCAUCCCGGCCAUCAUCUACGCGAGCCACGUUACCACCUCGCUCCUGCCCAUCCUCUCGCACGUGCUUCUACACGAUUUCACGGUGCCCCCGGGCACCAAGGGCGUUGCGGGCCCCAGCACCAUGCACGAGCGCCUCUCCCUGGUUGCCGUGUAUCUGCCCUACCUGCUCAUCCCACUGCUGAUCAUCGCCACCAUGUGCCUGAGCAGCACCUACGCCGGCCCACCCGCCUCCAUCGCCUUAUCCGCCAAACAAAAGAAGAAGUGAUUUGGCUCGAUGUGAUGCGUGCGGACAGCGCAAAGAAAAAAUCCUUUAAAGCUCCUUGGCCCCCCGUUUUGUAAUGUAACCCGCUAGCCCAAUUGCACGUUGAAAUUGUUUUCAUGUAAGCAUAAAAUGAACUGUGGGAUAGCGCCAUGGUGCAAUGGAUGGCUCGCUGCAUUUGCAAUGCAGAAGU